Molecule: messenger RNA, 2133 nt
Organism: Drosophila busckii
Lineage: Eukaryota; Metazoa; Arthropoda; Insecta; Diptera; Drosophilidae
Product: tetratricopeptide repeat protein 25
Exons: 5
Coding region: 70-1947 (625 amino acids)
Source: RefSeq, a predicted model, not a curated record
UUGAACUAAAUUGUAUUUUGUGUAAUAUUUAGAAAUUUAAAGUUUGCAAAAAUUGUGUAUCCACUGAAAAUGGAAAUCGAAUCCAAAGACGCAUCGCGUAGAGCAACCGCCGUGGGACUCUUGCAACCGGAUCUUAAGCCAUGGCAACGUCUCGACUGGCCGUCCGCGAUGCAGACGCGCAUCUUUAAGAACUGGGGUCAGUACUACGCGCAGCGACUGCUCACCGGCCAGGCACUGAAGCAGUACGAUGAGGCAUUAGCGCUCUGCGAGCUGCAGCAGGAGGAGAACAUUGCCAUGGGCAACUUGCACUCCACAGCUCUCGCUGUGCGCUUGGGCCGUCAGCACUAUACGACGCUCUCGCUCCGUAGCAAAUGCAAAAGGACCGCAGCGUAUAUGGAGGAUGGAUGGCUGGACGCGGCACAGGCUUGUGCUGAAAUGAGAGAACUCGGUGACACGAACGUGAAUCUCGUUUUGGAUAAGUGCGAUGCAAUCUAUGACUGCGGCAGAUCCGAGGAGUAUAUGCGCUGUCUGGCGGUGGAGGGUAACAAAUUUCAAGGCAGAAAAAUUCAAAAUCGCUUUCGCUUGCGCAGCCUUUGUGCUCACGCUGCGCUUUCGGAAAGCGUUGGCGAAAGUCUAAACACGUUUUUGCUAAGAAACUGGCCGGUGGUAGCGCAAGUGGCGCAGCAACGACUGCGAGACGCCGAAACGACGACAGAGUCGCAAACAAUGUGGGAGCAGCUGAAGAACAAAACCCUGUGCGACGUUGAGAGUGUGCAGGAGAAGGAGUCGCUCUCAUUGUCGCCACUGGAGCAAGCCAGGCGCCGCAACACCGAAUACAUUUACAACUACACGUAUAUGCGUAACAGCGCUGCCGACAUUACGCUGCUGCGGCAGCUGCGUUCGGACAAGAACUUUCUCAAUCCAUUGCAGCCAGCCCAGACGCCCCAAAUGUAUCAAUACACCACCGAACAGUAUACAAAUAUACGCAAGUUUAUGAAAAUUAUGCAUGCCCGUCGUCCGCUCUACUAUUGCAUGCAGGAGAAGUGUCUGAGCAAGCGGCUGUGUGAGCAGAAUCGUGAGCAUCGACUGCAUCACAUUGCGUACCAGACGCGUCGGGAUUGCCAUCGCAUAUUGCGGGAAACGCAUCGACUGCGCGCCGAGGGGAACGUUGAUCGGCUGACCAAUUAUAUAGAUCGGGUCAUGACUGAGAGCAUUGAACUAAAAACCCUGCGAAUUUUGCCUUGGAAAUUUGAGUUUCUGAACGAGGUCUAUAAUAUACUGGGCAUGGCGCAUAUCGAUAAAUGCGCCGUGCCCGGUAAUUUGGACUAUACAAAUAAUGCAAAUAACGAUAAGCUCUACUUGCUGCGAUCGGAGCGGCAGAAGAGCUUAACAGUUUCGGCUGGAUUUGGUAUGCCGAAUGUGUACGAAGAGAUGCAGACCACUGAGAAUCAACAAAAUAUACUAGCGCGAAAGGCUGAGCGACUUAACGAUCGAUUGCGACACUCACAUUAUGCCAUAGAACGAGCCUAUUUGCUAUUCGAGAUUGCGCGCUGUCACUUCAAGGAGUCGCGAUUCCACAAGUGCGUGGUCAUGGCCAGCAAAUCGGUGCAGGAGGCACGUUCUUGCCACAGUCUGGUGUGGCGCUUCAAUAGCACGUUUCUCAUCUGUCAGGUGCAUGCAACAUUCAAUCGGUUCGAGCGGCUGAAGGAGCAGCUGGCGCAGGCCAUACGCCUGGCCACCAUGCUGAGGAACAAGAAGCUAAUCGCGUAUCUCAUGCUCUGCAACACGGCCAACAACAACGAGCUAAUGUCGCAUCAGCGGCAUCAAAUGCUGUUCAGCAUGCGCGCCCUGCAGCGCCGGCGCACGCGGCGCCAAUCCAGCGAAUCCCCAGGCAAUGAGCUACCCCAGGAGCUCAUCGAUAGCGCUGCAAUGAAUGCCAACUGGUAACAACAGCAGCAGCAGCAGCAACUGUUGCAAGCAAACAACAACAAGUGUUGCUUGUAGCUGUUGCUGCUGUUGCUUUUGCUUUUGAAGUGUUUUAUGUUUUAUUUUUUUAUUAUGAACAAACUCUCGUAUGCGUUUAGCUGUAACUCUAAUAGCAAUAAAUAACUACAGGUAUUAAUUAACAAGCGA